AUGAGCCAACCCAAGUUUAUCGAGUUACUUUCAGAGACAGAUAAAAAGGAAUACAACAAUCUCAGAUCAACGUUAUCAUCAAAUGCUGUUAGAAAUCGACGUGGAAAAAGAUUAGAAGCAUUUUCUGAAGUUUUGACCGCAAUCAAGAAUUUUUGCAUCAAGGGUGAUAGUGAUGAUUGGAAGAGGUGCCUUGUUUGCGGCGUUUGCUGGCUUCCUGAAGGAAUUGCAAUAAAUAACAGACAAUUUCAAGUUUUAAUCGACAAAUGCAAAUCAUCCAUUAAUGGAUCUUUACAAAAAAUGGGAUAUGGCACAAUUCAAUCCCGCCAAGAAUCAAUUAAACUUCUUAGCGAACAUAUUCCAUUUUUAGCUACGAAUUAUCAAGAAGCGCGUGAAUGGAGUGUUAGACAGUUCAUUUCUGUAACUCCUGAGCCAUCAGUUCAAACAAAACAGUACAAAUUAAUUCCUCAUGCUUUUACUCCAACACCACAGCCUGCUGUCAAAGCUAAUGAUCAAUUUUAUGAUCCAUAUGAUGAAUAUCUUACGAAUACACACCACAAUCAAGAAGAAACUAAGUUUGAUUACUCAGCUGACUUCAACGAUUUCCAAAUCGAUACAAGCUAUAAUCCAUUUAACGAAUACGAUUCAUAUUCACUCGAGCAAACAUUUACAGGAGCAACAAAUUCAACUGCUUGA
Trichomonas vaginalis G3 is the source of this 693-nucleotide messenger RNA. Its product is annotated as transcription-initiator DNA-binding domain ibd family. The record is from RefSeq and is a predicted model, not a curated record. Lineage: Eukaryota; Parabasalia; Trichomonadida; Trichomonadidae. The transcript has a single exon. Bases 1 to 693 code for a protein of 230 amino acids.